AUGGAUGGUGAAUGGGAGCCCCCUAUGGUAGACAAUCCUGAAUAUAAAGGAGAAUGGCAACCAAAACAAUUCGAUAACCCGAACUACAAGGGACGUUGGCAGCACCCUGAAAUAGACAAUCCCGAGUAUAGCCCAGAUUCAAAUUUGUACCUUCGAAAGGAAAUUUGUACUAUCGGGUUCGAUUUAUGGCAAGUUAAGUCAGGUACCAUAUUCGACAAUAUACUUAUUACCGAUGAUAUUGAAAUGGCAACGGAGAUUGCUGCAAAUGUAAAGAAUACUCAAGCUGGGGAACGGAAAAUGAAGGAAAAACUGGAUGAAGAACAAAGAAAAAAGGAUGAGAAUGAACAAAAGUUCUCAGAUUCAGAAGAUGACGAUGAUAAAGAGGAAAUAUCUGAAGACAAUGGAAAUGAUCAUGACGAACUAUAG
Messenger RNA from Musca domestica (house fly), 426 nucleotides. Its product is annotated as calreticulin-like. Gene Ontology annotation, biological process: protein folding. Gene Ontology annotation, cellular component: endoplasmic reticulum; endoplasmic reticulum membrane. Gene Ontology annotation, molecular function: calcium ion binding. Bases 1 to 426 code for a protein of 141 amino acids. The transcript has a single exon. The record is from RefSeq and is a predicted model, not a curated record. Lineage: Eukaryota; Metazoa; Arthropoda; Insecta; Diptera; Muscidae.